Acanthochromis polyacanthus (spiny chromis) is the source of this 4626-nucleotide messenger RNA. RefSeq names its product disks large homolog 4-like. Gene Ontology annotation, cellular component: neuron projection; neuromuscular junction; postsynaptic density membrane. The record is from RefSeq and is a predicted model, not a curated record. Gene Ontology annotation, molecular function: kinase binding. Gene Ontology annotation, biological process: AMPA glutamate receptor clustering; postsynaptic neurotransmitter receptor diffusion trapping; chemical synaptic transmission. NCBI's taxonomy places the organism in Eukaryota, Metazoa, Chordata, Actinopteri, Pomacentridae. The transcript is spliced from 18 exons. Bases 400 to 2421 code for a protein of 673 amino acids.
UGUGUCUGAAAAACUGAGGAGGAUUUUCAACAAACAGCAGAUCCCUGUCUUUUUUAAGCCAAAUAAAACAUCAUCUUUCACCAUUUUACAAUCAGGUCCUUUCAAAACUCCCCAAAAGAACGACUCAGCAGACUCAUGCUCAUGACCACUAUUAGCACACGAGGGCUCAGUGACAUCUGUGCAUUUCAACGACCCCCACCGAUACUCACAACGACCAUCGUUGAGUAGUCAGAUGAGUUUUGGUAUCGGUCAUUGGAAUAAUAGCCCUGGACACACCUCACAGAGGUUUAAAAGCUGAGGCAACACCAACCACCACCAGAACUGAAGAAGCCUCUUGGAUGAGAGAAGUAUCGUUACCAAGACGAUGAGACUCCGCCUGUCGACCCCAGCCCCGGUCACAUGACCCACGGACGCAGCACCGAGCUGAGCCACGCACACCUGGACGGAUACACACAUCCCGCCGCGCUCACCAUGAACGGAUCCGAGGGAGAGCUGGAGUAUGAAGAGAUCACUCUGGAGAGGGGAAACUCUGGUCUGGGCUUCAGCAUUGCAGGAGGAACUGAUAAUCCUCAUAUUGGAGACGACCCUUCCAUCUUCAUCACCAAGAUCAUCCCUGGAGGAGCCGCUGCUCAGGAUGGACGCCUCAGGGUGAACGACAGCAUCGUUUUCGUUAAUGACGUUGACGUCCGUGAGGUCACUCACUCCAUCGCCGUGGAGGCGCUGAAGGAGGCGGGGCCUGUGGUCAGACUUUACGUCCUGAGGCGACGCCCACCGAGUGAACGUAUCACACAGAUCAAACUGAUGAAGGGACCUAAAGGUCUGGGUUUUAGUAUAGCUGGUGGUGUGGGAAACCAACAUGUUCCUGGAGACAACAGCAUCUACGUCACCAAGAUCAUCGAGGGUGGAGCGGCGCACCGCGACGGACGACUGCAGAUCGGAGAUAAAAUCCUGGCGGUCAACCACGUCUCUCUGGAGGACGUCCUGCACGAAGACGCCGUGGCAGCCCUGAAGAACACCGGGGAGGUGGUCUACCUGAAGGUGGCCACGCCCACCUCGCAGUACAUCCACUCUGUGGACCGAUACAGCCCCCCCGACCUGACCAGCUCCUACAUGGAACCGGACUACAUGUGUGAUUACCCACAAGCCCUACCUCCUCCGUCUCCACGGCGAUACUCUCCCAUCCCCCGCGGCAUGCUGGGAGAGGACGACUACUCCAGGGAGCCUCGGAGGGUCUGCGUCCAGAGAGGGACCACCGGUCUGGGCUUCAACAUCGUAGGAGGAGAGGAUGGAGAAGGCAUCUUCAUCUCCUUCAUCCUGGCUGGAGGACCAGCAGACCUGAGCGGGGAGCUCCGCAAGGGGGACCAGAUCCUCAGUGUGAACGGUGUGGACCUCAGGUAUGCUACUCAUGAACAGGCAGCAGCAGCUCUGAAGAACGCUGGACAGACGGUGACUAUAGUGGCUCAGUACAGACCUGAGGAGUACAGCCGUUUUGAAGCUAAGAUCCAUGACCUGAGGGAGCAGAUGAUGAAUAGCUCUUCUGGAAGUCUGAGGACCAACCGCACCUUCUACAUCAGGGCUUUGUUCGACUACGAUAAGCAGUGGGACUGUGGCGUCCUAUCACAGGCUCUGGACUUUAACUUUGGGGAGGUUCUUCACGUGAUUGACAGCUCUGAUGACGAAUGGUGGCAGGCGAGACGAGUCAACCAGCAGGGGGAGCUGGAGGAGCUGGGAUACAUCCCCUCUAAACACAGAGUGGAGAGGAAGGAGUGGUCUCGGAUGAAGAAUAAAGGUAGAGAAGGAUUCGUCCACAGCUACGAGCUCGUCACUCAGAUCGAAGUGGACUACGCUCGUCCCGUCAUCAUCCUGGGUCCGACCAAAGACCGAGUCAACGACGACCUGCUGUCAGAGUUCCCCGAUAAGUUCGGCUCCUGUGUUCCUCAUACGACCCGCCCCCGCAGGGACUACGAGGUCGAUGGGCGGGACUACCACUUUGUGUCGUCACGGGAACAGAUGGAGCGGGACAUCCAGUCACAUCGCUUCAUCGAGGCGGGACAGUACAACAACCACCUGUACGGGACGUCAGUGCAGAGCGUCCGGCAGGUGGCUGAGCAGGGGAAACACUGCAUCCUGGACGUGUCGGCCAACGCUGUCAGGAGGCUGCAGGCGGCGCUGCUGCAUCCAGUCGCCAUCUUCAUCAGACCUCGAUCUCUGGAGAACAUCCUGGACCUGAACAAGCGUCUGUCGGAAGACCAGGCCAGGAAAGCUCUGGAUCGAGCCAUCAAACUGGAGCAGGACUUCCUGGAGUGCUUCACAGCCAUCGUCCACGGCGACAGCUUCGAGGAGGUGUACCACCAGGUGAAAGGUGUCAUCGAGGAGCAGAGCGGUCCCUACAUCUGGGUCCCUGCCCGUGACAGACUCUGAUUGGCCACUGCCAGCCCUGGACACCAUCUCCAUUAAAACCGCCAUCCCUCCAGCGGAACCCGACGGAGCGGCGUCCAUCUUUUCAUCCUUUUCUUUCUUUCUACGGGACAAUAAAGAUCAAGCUCAGCGAUUUAAUGGGCUCUGUUGCCAUGGUGACCAGGAGAAGAGGACAGACCUGUCAUCUGAUUGGCUGCCUGUUGGUUCAAUAAUCAUGUAUUAUCAGUAAUUAACCAGUCAGAGACUGUAGAGUUCAGUUGGUAUUCAAGUAUUUAUAUUAUCCUAUUUAUUUAUUGAUUAUCUAUUUAUUUAUUGAGUGAUUGAUUUCUGUGAUGUGAAAAUGGUGUGUGUGUGUGUGUGUGUGUGUGUCGUGUACAUAAAGACUUGUGUGACUGUAAAUACAACGAUGGGGCUCAAACACACAGUCUAUUCAGGGCUUAAAGUGUCAACCACUGGACUACAACUCCCACAGUCCUUUACUGCUUGAAUAUCCAAACCUCCCUUUCUCUGGACUACAACUCCCACAAUGCUCCUGAUUUGAACUACAACACUCUAAUUUCCCAUCUGCUUCGACUACAGCACCCACAAUCCUCCUUGGUCAGGACUACAACAGACUUCAUGCUGGACUACAUGACCCACAAUCCACCUCUGCACAAAACCACUCACAGCUGGGAUGAAAAUCUAAAUUCCCCUCAUGGUGACUAAACUCUCACUAUCUAUGGCUGAAUCCCAAACCGCCCCCUACACACUCCCCCUCCACUACCGAGUGUCACUCCAAAAGAAGUCACACUCACAGCUGUGGAGGGCACCUAUUAUUGAAGGGGGAGGGUAUAAAUACGAUCGUCAGGAAUGGGACGCCCUGUCGCCUCACCGGAAAACGGAAGACGUCAUCGCCAUGGUAACACAAAGACGCCUACUGUCAUGGCUGUAGCGCUGUGGCACAGGUUGCAACUAACAAGGAUCGCUGCUGCUUCCAGAAGACGAAAGCGUCCCACUUUUUUCACUCACAUGUUUUCCAAUCCUAUUAUCUGGCAUUUCAGAUCCAACAAAUGAAUGAAUGAACGAAUUAUGUCAGUUGUGUUCAAAUUUUAAGGUCUCAGGGGGUGCACAAUUAAAUCAAACAUCAGCAGAGAAGAAGAUUUGUUUCUUUUGUUUUAUCUUUUUUCACCACUCUUUGUGAUGUUCUGUCAGUGUGAAAAAGGCGUGGGAGAAAUAAACGCAUGUGGAACUCACAUCAAUAUGUUUGUUUCCUCCUCCAUUUGGACGUUGCACUUCCUGAAAAAGUUGUUCAGAGUGAGCAUGGAUGCAGACUCGCUAUUUAAGGGCUGAACAGUCCACUCUCCCUCCACACUACGCGGUUUGGGACGGCCCUUAAUAUGGAGGACCCUCCACGGGAACGCGCAAACGGAGGGGUAGUGUGUAGGGAUAGUGUGUAGGGGUAGUGUGUAGGGGGUGGUUUGGGAUGCAGCCUAUAGCUCCUCUAGUGGGACUACAACUCCCUAAACCCCUCAGUGCCAGGACGAAUAUGGACUACAACACCCACACUCCUCCUCCGUUGCAGUUUGGACUGUGUUCAGCGCUGCCAUCUUUCUGGUUGCUUAGCAACAACAUGGAGGUAAAACAAACUGAAGCACUUCCAUUUUGAAGCAAAAAGCUCUGGACUACAUUACCCAAAGUUUCUAGCAGCUGACAAGGACGACAUAACCCACAAAUACCUAAAGAACAGGAGGACUACAGUACCCACAAUCCCCCUGACCUCCCAGUCCUCAUCAGAGUCUGGGUCUGGACUACAGUUCCCAUGAUCCUCGGCUCCUAGCAACAGGUUGGAGAUCAACAUUACCUGAAUAAAUAAACCCUCUGAGGGUGGAGCUAAAGCUUCAGCUGGUAACACACCUGUACAUCGUGGGCGGAGCCUCCUGUGACCCCAGGACUCUGUUACCCAGAGUGCCGUAGGUGCAGCUGCUGGUCCAAUGGGCUCCUCAGACUGACAUCAGGUUGUGUGAAUAUGCUAAUGAUGAUGAUGAUGUAAUCCUAAGUGAUGAUGUGAUGUCAUCUCACGGGUCACCGGAUGUGUUUUGUUUGAGCACCAACACUUUCUGUUGAUGAUCCUGUGAUUCAGACGCUGCUGGUCUGAAGAGCAGCUUGUUGUAAAAUGAAAUAAUUAGUUCUAAAUACGGAAAUAUUGAAAUAAAUUGCUUAUAAAAGCUG